AUGUAUCAAUGGUUAAAAUCUGGUUCACUUAAAAGGCCUACAUGUGAAAUAGAAGCAGAUAAUUCUGUGAAUGAUGUGAAUGAAGUUCAGUGUACUGAUCAACAUAGUACAUCUAGCUCUGACUCAAAUCGCCGUAAUGUAAACUGGAAGAGUACUGUAGGAACUAAAGUGAGAAAGUAUAACACUGAAUAUUUACAAUUAGGAUUUACAUUUGCUGGGACUGAAGAUGAACCAAAACCACAGUGUGUUAUUUGCUUGGAGAUCUUGUCCAAUGAAAGUAUGAAACCUUCCAAAUUACGACGCCAUUUUGAGACAAAACAUGNGAAUGUUUAUCACAGGAGGUAA
This is a messenger RNA of Daktulosphaira vitifoliae (grape phylloxera), 345 nucleotides long. RefSeq names its product zinc finger BED domain-containing protein 5-like. The record is from RefSeq and is a predicted model, not a curated record. The transcript has 2 exons. Lineage: Eukaryota; Metazoa; Arthropoda; Insecta; Hemiptera; Phylloxeridae. Bases 1 to 345 code for a protein of 114 amino acids.